Messenger RNA from Pezoporus occidentalis (night parrot), 1306 nucleotides. RefSeq names its product voltage dependent anion channel 3 (gene VDAC3). NCBI's taxonomy places the organism in Eukaryota, Metazoa, Chordata, Aves, Psittaciformes, Psittacidae. The record is from RefSeq and is a predicted model, not a curated record. Gene Ontology annotation, biological process: monoatomic anion transmembrane transport. The coding region runs from base 127 to 912 and encodes 261 amino acids. The transcript is spliced from 7 exons. Gene Ontology annotation, cellular component: mitochondrial outer membrane. Gene Ontology annotation, molecular function: voltage-gated monoatomic anion channel activity.
ACUGACAUGUCACAAUAUUCGUAGUUUUCCUGGCUGGAAGUUUUUAUUCUCAAAUAAUAUGCUAAUGGUUAAUUCUGCUGUCUUCUGAAUGUGAUGGAACGUGAACGACUGUACUAAGUUCUAAAAAUGGGCUUUUUCUUUUCCAUGCAACCUUCCUGUUGGAUGUUUAUCCAGCUGGAAUUCACUGCAACUGGUUCUUCCAACACAGACACAGGCAAAGCUUCGGGCAAUCUAGAGACCAAAUAUAAGUUCAAGGACUAUGGACUUACAUUCACACAGAAGUGGAACACAGACAACACGUUGGGAACAGAAGUUUCCAUGGAGGAUCAGUUGAUUGAAGGAUUGAAGGUGGCUCUUGACACUACAUUUGUACCAAACACAGGGAAGAAGGGUGGAAAGUUGAAGACCUCCUACAAAAGAGAUUAUGUAAAUCUAGGCUGCAACAUAGACAUUGAUCUCUCUGGACCAACCAUCUGUGGCUGGGCAGUGUUGGGCUAUGAAGGCUGGCUUGCUGGCUACCAGAUGGCUUUUGAUACAGCCAAAUCUAAGCUUUCACAAAAUAACUUUGCCUUGGGAUAUAGGGCAGGAGACUUUCAGCUGCACACUAAUGUGAAUGAUGGCACCGAGUUUGGUGGGUCCAUUUAUCAGAAGGUUAACGACAAGGUUGAGACAUCAGUCAAUCUUGCAUGGACUGCUGGCAGUAACAACACACGUUUUGGCAUUGCUACGAAGUACCAACUGGAUGAGAAGACUUCCCUUGUGGCUAAAGUGAAUAAUGCCAGCCUGAUUGGAAUUGGUUACUCUCAUGCCCUCCGACCAGGCAUAAAGCUGACCCUCUCAGGCUUGAUUGAUGGCAAGAAUUUCAGUGCUGGAGGUCACAAAAUUGGGCUGGGAUUUGAGCUGGAAGCUUAAUGCAGCUUAAAGUGAAGCUACAGGUGGUGCUCUGAAGGAUAAAGGAGAAGUGUACCCAGUAUGUUUCGGCCUUAAUAUUACCCUGAAAUUCCAAGAAGUGUGAACUUCCUAUUCUUCCAAAGAGUCAUUUCAGCCCAACACUGAAGUCCAGAGACUGCCAGCACAUCAAAGGAAGAUAGUUGAAGGCAUGCAUGGAAGUUGUGAUGUUUGUGCCACAUUUCACUUGUUUCCCACAUGUUCCUAAAACCAGAAGAAACUCCCACAUCUCCCCAUUAUUGUAUUGCAUCCUGCAUGUCUCGCACUUUACCACCUUUUACCAAAGGUGAGCUCUGUGCUGUAGCGGCAUCUUGGAUUUAAAUCAGAAUGAAAUAAAUUGGUCCCAGUUAGAACAUAA